AUGUUACCCGGUUCAAACAGUUUGCACCGUAUAUCUCAGCGUAUUCUGCAUAAUGCAAUACGAACAAUGUAUGAUAAUCCGUAUAUAAAAACAUUUAAGCCCAAAAAGCCUCCAUCACCAAGUUUUCAUAAACAGACAACGGGAUUAACUGGCUUGUUUGUUGAUGAGUAUGCACAUCAAAACUUGCUAAAAGAAUAUGGACGAUUAAUGAAAGUACUAGAACAAAUGCCUUCACAUUCCUCAUACCGGAAAUAUACUGAACAGCUUGUGAAGAAGAGGAUAGCACUGGUGCAAGAGGAACCAGAUAUUGUCAAGCUGGAAGAAAAAAUUGGUAUGGGACAGAUUGAAGAAGUUAUCUUACAGGCAAAAUAUGAAAUAUUAGCAGCAAAGGAAAUUUUGAAAAGUCAAGCCUGGGAACCUCUGGUGGAGAUGGCUCCUGAAGGCCAGUGGAAUUGGCCUGUUGUAUAA
Messenger RNA from Brugia pahangi, 468 nucleotides. The record is from the annotation of a GenBank genome assembly. Lineage: Eukaryota; Metazoa; Nematoda; Chromadorea; Rhabditida; Onchocercidae.